AUGUCGACGACGACGAUACCGCCUGCUGGCCUCGUCUUGCACGAUGUACCGGCAGAUGAUGAGACACAAUUCAACAACGACUCCGCCGUAUCGUUCAGGCUGAGCGACGACCUGCUCCGUGACGUGAGGAAGGCUUCUGCUGGGCAAGAUGGUCUGCAAUUCCUCACAGGGAACGCUCCAAAAAUCCGGCUCGGCAAGCGAACGAUCGACCUCAGUAUAUCCUCGGAAGCCUUUCGCCAUGAGCUGUAUUCGGCAUCGAAGGAGUCAUUCGGAGGCCUCGCCUUCGCUGGCGUUGUCAGUCACAGAGCUGAGCUGAAGCUGCCGGAGAGGAAGCACAGUGAGGGAAGCGAUGCGGCACUGGCAGCGUUGCAGAACACACUGGCUUCCUACCAGCAGGAGAAGCAGGCCAAAUCCGUCAACAUUACGACUUCCGUCAUUGCUACACCCGAGAAUCGCUUUCAAGCCGCCAAAGAGCACAAGCAAGCUCAACGCCGUGGUCUGCUUGGCUCUCAGCCUGCAAGUCCGUCGAGAAAUGCUGUUGGUGUCUCGCGAUCAGGUCUGCCUCCCACAUCGGCCCCGACGACCGACUCCGCUGUCCGACUUCGAGCAAUGCGUACGCCGCUCGUGCACCUCAUCGCCAUAAAGCCACUUUCGCGAGACGAAAUCGUUCGGAAGACGAGGAUACCGAAAGAUGAUCUGGACGACAUGUUGAAAAAGAUUGGCAAACAGGAAGAUGGAAAGUGGCAGUUGACUGAUCGGACAUACAAAGAAUUGGAUGUGUACAAAUUUGGAUACCUGUCGCAGGCUGAUAGGCAGGCUGCCAUUGACAAUGCAAUUCGGGCGUACGAUCGGCUGAGAUUGGGCAAAGACGACAAGGAAUGGCAGAUGCUUUUACCCAAGGAGGAGAGGAAUAAAGGCACAGUGCUGUCCAAGCUACACCUGUCCGCGGCCAAUAGGAAUGGAUUGACACCGAGCCAUGGAGCAAGUCCGAUACCUGGCGGCGAUGGUGAAAAGGCUGGCAUCAGUGCUGCCACCACGCCGCGGCUUGGUCCCGCAUCCACACCGAAGAUUUCGUCGGCGGCAGGUACGGGUGGGGGCAUGAAACGAUUGUUUGCGAAGGAUCCAAAGAAGGCGAGGGCGGCUGAAGAGGCGAAAGACAAGAAACGGAAGGAGAGAGAAGUGGCCGCGACAGCCAGUGACAAGGAGGGAGGGAAGCCAGCGCGGAAGAAGGUUGCGACGAAGACGAACAACCCGAAAGUAAAAUCUGCCGAGAUCGUCCACAGCAGUUCAGACGAAGACAGCGACUCCCUGGAGGAGAACAAGAAAGCGGCUGGCCCUGGCAGCAGCCAGUCGAAGGUCCCUCCUACAGACCGGAGGCCUGUCCAGGGUGCAGUUGCCAAAGCUACCCCGAAGGCAAGCAUUGAGGCAUCACCAAGCAGCAAAGCCACAACUGGAAAGCUCGUGCGGCCAGUGCCAAAAGACACAGCCCCAUCUACGACUGCGAAGAAGGCAGGACCAGGCAAUGGCACGAAGACAAUCGUAUCGACAAUCACGAAAGCCUCUACCACCAGCAAAGCGGCCAAACCUGCUACUGCAGGUAAGGCCACGCCCAACGGACGUCCGACAUCUUCACAGGCCCGACCUCAACUCAGUCCACAGAAUCGUUCGAGCAGACCGACCGUGCCUUCACCUCUGGGAGCUGCACGACCUCGUAAUGCAUCGAAUGUGUCCGAGCGUGCUGCAGUAGGUGUGCAGCGAGUACGGCAGGGCGCGGAAACCCCCAAAGGACUUGGCAUCACUAGCAACGGCGUCGCACGGAAGCGCGGCGAUACGACCAUGAGCGCAAGUUCAACAUCCUCGGACAGGAUGAGUGUCGCCGGCAAGAAGCUGCCCACAACCGAGACUGCUCGCAAAGCCACGACGAAUGGUACAGCAUCUUCCAAACCUGUCACUAACGGCACCAACGGCACCAACGGUGUCACCCUCAAGCCAGAGAACGGCGUCAAGCGGAAGGCCGUCGAUUCACCUAACAGCGAUCACGAUGAACGCCACGUUACGAAACACCGCAAAACCGAGUCCAACUCCUCGCAAUCUCAAAAGUCCCACUCCGGGUCUACAAUCGCUAGCAGCAGCGUCAACACCCGCGAGCGGAGCGCCAGCACCGACAGUACCGCCAGCAUAACAGACACCAUCACUUUCACCCAGGGCGUUAAUCUCGCGCAGGAGUUCCGCGACUAUUACUACCCGAAGUACACGAAGCUAUACGACGAGCAAGUUGCGAUGGAGGCGAAAGGCGAGAGAGUGCCGAGGGAGGAACGGCAGCGAUUGUGGAAGAUGCAUCGUAGAUUGGAGCAGAUGAAGAAGGAGAUCAAGGCGGCGAGUUUGAGGGAGUUUGAUGAGUGA
Zymoseptoria tritici IPO323 is the source of this 2403-nucleotide messenger RNA. RefSeq lists its product as uncharacterized. Gene Ontology annotation, cellular component: transcription elongation factor complex. The transcript has 2 exons. The record is from RefSeq and is a predicted model, not a curated record. Gene Ontology annotation, biological process: transcription elongation by RNA polymerase II. The coding region runs from base 1 to 2403 and encodes 800 amino acids. Lineage: Eukaryota; Fungi; Ascomycota; Dothideomycetes; Mycosphaerellales; Mycosphaerellaceae.